AAUGCUCAAAAAUUUGAACAACAUUAACAUGCAAUAACAACUGGAAAUGUAUCAAAUAGAAGAAGUUGAUAAUAAAAACUGGAAAUUGAUUUGUUUUCGAUUGAUUAUCCUACUAAACGUUAUCGUCUGUUUGAUAUGCAACAUAACCGACAUUGUGCACCACGCUCAAAUUAUCUAUUGCUACUGGGAUUACACGGGCGCUGAGUUUAUCAAAUUUGAAGUAGCGGUGCUCAUUACAAACAUUGGAAUGAUACCCAUCCUCAUCAUUGGCACUCUACUCGUAUUCAAGCAGAACAUUAAACAAUUGCGCUCAUACCUUACGAUACUGUUUCUAUUAAGUUGGUUACAAAUGCUGCUGAUAAUUGCCCUGACGCAGCGUUUCCCGCUCACCCAUAUAGUCCACUCGAAAUGGAUGGAUCAGAAGAGCAUUGCCAAGUAUGAAAGUCAGUACAAUUGCUGUGGUCGUUUUGGACCAGAUGAUUAUAUUCUCAGAACGGGUCGGGUGCCAAACAGCUGUUUGGUCGAUACCACUAACUCGGAGUCCAGGGAAAUUCAUACCACUGGCUGCCUAGCUAAGGAUGAUGUAGACGCGGACAUUAUUUCCUACGAGCUGAUUACCUCAUUAUUCCAGUUAAUUUUGGUGUUUUUAAUGGUCUGCCAUUACUUUUAUCUGAAGAGAAUCAAAGCAGAAAACCGUUCAUUUCGUGGACUUUGGCGUGACCACAUUUUUUUAUAGUUCUGUCCCAGUCAACAAAUUGAAUUUGCAUUUGCAUGCAACACAAAUUGGUUGGCAUUGAAACUGGGGAAAUUGGAUGAGAAUUGGCAUUGGCAGCAGCAGCUUACACUUCUCAUAUUGCACAAGCUGCAAUCAAUAACGAUAAACACUCGAGUGUCUGAACCACCCAAAUCCCGAUUGUCCGAGUAUCCGCCUUUGCAUAUGCAUGAGCCAAUAAAGAAAUCAAGAAAGCAUAGCAAGCGAAUCUAAAAUAAUGCAAAUGCCGACAACACACACCGGACCAAGGGCUACAGGACACUUGUAACAAUAUGCAAAAGGAGAACGCAGCCAAGCACAUGUUCAAGGACAAUCUAAAUUCUCGGAGUUUUUUAUUUGCACAUAAAUUGUAUUGUUGUCAACA
Drosophila grimshawi is the source of this 1136-nucleotide messenger RNA. Its product is annotated as 23 kDa integral membrane protein. Gene Ontology annotation, cellular component: membrane. NCBI's taxonomy places the organism in Eukaryota, Metazoa, Arthropoda, Insecta, Diptera, Drosophilidae. The transcript is spliced from 5 exons. The record is from RefSeq and is a predicted model, not a curated record. The coding region runs from base 47 to 736 and encodes 229 amino acids.